Messenger RNA from Drosophila eugracilis, 2899 nucleotides. It is a transcript of the gene IleRS-m, whose product is annotated as isoleucine--tRNA ligase, mitochondrial. Gene Ontology annotation, cellular component: cytosol. The transcript is spliced from 6 exons. The record is from RefSeq and is a predicted model, not a curated record. Gene Ontology annotation, biological process: isoleucyl-tRNA aminoacylation. The coding region runs from base 37 to 2865 and encodes 942 amino acids. Gene Ontology annotation, molecular function: ATP binding; isoleucine-tRNA ligase activity; aminoacyl-tRNA deacylase activity. NCBI's taxonomy places the organism in Eukaryota, Metazoa, Arthropoda, Insecta, Diptera, Drosophilidae.
GUUACGUUUAAUCUCUUCCUCAUACUGAUCAUCAAAAUGCUUGGGAUUUUACAAUUUCGCCUUGGAAAUCGCUUAUACUCUGUGAAAGCGGUCAAAAAAGACGCCAAAAAAUACACAGACACAAUCAACCUACCAAAGACCAAGUUUCCCAACCGUCUGACUGCAGCAAAACGCGAAGAACAGGAGCGUUUGGUUUUAGAGAAGAAAAUCUCUUUUUCAUAUGAGUACCAGGAGCAGCAAUUGGCGGAUAAGGGACAGCCAACUUUUGUCCUUCAUGAUGGACCACCGUAUGCCAAUGGACAACUCCACAUGGGUCAUGCUGUAAACAAGAUUCUAAAAGAUAUUACCGUACGCCAGCAUGUGGCACAUGGUCAGCAGGUCAAUUACAUUCCUGGGUGGGACUGUCAUGGCUUGCCCAUCGAACUAAAAGCCACUAGUACUGCUCAGGGUCAGAAUGCUCUGGAAAUCCGGCAGAAAUCUCGCUCCUUUGCUUUGGAGGCCAUACAAUCCCAGAAGGAUGAGUUUAGCAGCUGGGGAAUACUGGCCAACUGGCGAAAGGAUGAAAUAUAUAUGACUUUCCAGCCGGAGUUUAUAGCAAACCAAUUGAAAAUGUUCCACAAUCUUUAUGAAAGAGAACUGGUCUAUCGCGAUUUGAAACCGGUCUACUGGUCACCUUCAUCCAGGACAGCCCUGGCUGAGGCGGAACUGGAAUAUGACCACAAUCACAUAAGUCCUUCAGUAUAUUUGAGGUUUGCCCUUAAUCCAAAUGACUUCGAUAUAGAAGAUAAGCAGAUAUAUGCCCUCGUAUGGACCACAACACCUUGGACAUUACCGAGUAAUCAAGCAAUUUGCUACAACUCCUCAUUGGAUUAUGUAUUAGUCAGAUUGUCUAAUCGUAGCCCAGAUGAGCUAUAUCUCAUAGGCUCAGCACUUUUGGAAGACUUUGAGGCCACUACACAGAUCAAGUGUGAGCUAAUCCAAAAUGUGAGUUGUAAAUCCCUGAGCAAGCAAAGCUACAAACAUCCAAUUGACACAGAACAAUCGAGUCUGCCCUUUUUUGAUGCUAGUCACGUGCAGGAUAGCAAGGGCACAGGCUUGGUGCACACAGCUCCUGCCCAUGGACCAGAAGAUUUUCUAGUAAGCUUGACUAAGAAAAUACCCGUAAAAUGCUUCGUAAAUGAUGAGGGCAUUUAUACAAAGGAAGCUCCUGAUUUUCUACGCGGAUAUUCGGUGUUGGAACAGGGCAAUCCUUUAGUUCUUGAACGAAUAGCAAACGAUAUAGUGCACUCCUCCAAGCUUGAACAUUCCUAUCCGAUAGAUUGGCGCACAAAGCAGCCGGUGAUAAUCCGUGCCAGCGAACAGUGGUUUAUCAAUACGGAGAAACUGAAGGCACCAGCUGCUAAUGCCUUAGAGCUAGUGGAGAUCUAUCCCAGAACCAAUGCCGAAGCCAGUAAGAAGGCAUUGCUCACUCAGCUUCAGAAGAGACCAUAUUGGUGCAUCUCCAGACAGAGGGCGUGGGGUGUUCCCAUACCGGUUCUCUACAGUCGGGAGAGUGGAAAAGUGGUACUUAAUUCCACUCUCAUAGAACACUUUUGCAACCUAUUGCGCCAGGAGGGAUCAAUAGACUUUUGGUGGGCCAAUUCGGUUGAGGAACUUGUACCCGCUCAAAUAUUAAGUGAACUUGGAUAUAAAGCCGAAGAUCUCGUUAAGGGUAGUGACAUAUUAGACAUUUGGUUCGACUCUGGCAGCACAUGGUCUGCUGUACUGAAGAACGAUAAGGUAGCCGAUCUGUAUCUGGAGGGCUACGACCAAUUCACCGGAUGGUUUCAGUCUUCCCUGCUAAUGAGUAUUGCCGCCCGAGGAUGUGCCCCCUACAAGGCGCUCUUUGUUCAUGGAUUUACCGUGGAUGAGAAAGGCUAUAAGAUGUCCAAAUCCCUAGGAAAUGUCAUCUCCCCUAAGCAGGUAACCAAAAAAUACGGGACCGAUGCUCUGCGUUGGUGGGUGGCCUCCCAUGGAACCCAACACAUGUCCAUUACGGUCAGCGAUAAAAUGCUGCAGCAGGCAGCUGAGAGUCUUAGCAAGGUCCGUGGAACCCUGCGAUAUCUAAAAGGUGUCAUUGGCGAUAAACAUUCGAAGGUGAUAAUUACAAAUCCCGAUUCAAGCUACUUAAACCGCUACUUGCUAAGUCAGUUGGUUGAUUUUGAAUCAGAGGUAGAGAAGCUUUACGUUGCCUACGAGUAUAAUCGCGUAGUGGCCUGUGUCCAAAACUUUCUGGCCAAUCAGGUGUCUGCCAUCUAUGUGCAUCUUAUCAAAGAUCGGUUGUAUUGCGGAGACGAUCAAGAACUUCUUGCUAUUCGUCAGACACUCACCCACUGCUACCAACAACUUUGCAAAUGUUUAUGGCCCAUUGUUCCCUUUUUAGUAGAAGAAAGCUGGAGCUAUUACGAUACCACAGGCGCAGCCUUCCAUGAGCAGAGUGUCAGAGCUAAUCCAGAAUGGCAGGACAAAAGAGCAACUGAGGUGGUUAACGCGGCGAUAGAUGUGAAACGUCUUAUCAACCAGCAGGCUGGUGAGGUGAACACCUGGCACUUAGAUGUGACUAUCAAAGGAAAAAGAGGAAGCCAGCUGGAUUUGCUACACGAACUACAGAGCACUCUUGGAGGAACUGUGAGAAAUUCCGAACUGUGUGAGAUACUCCAAGUGGGAUCGGUUACUCUUUUAGAAUCAAAUAGUCCCGACUUGGAAAUAACCCUAAAUACAAUUCAUACAUCGCUGUGUCCACGCUGUCGUCGCUACAGUCUAGAGAAAGAAAACGAGCAGGAAACCUGCCAACGAUGCUCUAACGUAAUGAAUACUAAGAAAUAAAAUUUAAGAUUUGUUGUUUUUUAGUUUUAAGGAA